Messenger RNA from Lampris incognitus (smalleye Pacific opah), 691 nucleotides. It is a transcript of the gene tmem88bl, whose product is annotated as transmembrane protein 88B. The transcript is spliced from 2 exons. Gene Ontology annotation, cellular component: plasma membrane. The coding region runs from base 1 to 522 and encodes 173 amino acids. The record is from RefSeq and is a predicted model, not a curated record. Gene Ontology annotation, molecular function: PDZ domain binding. Lineage: Eukaryota; Metazoa; Chordata; Actinopteri; Lampriformes; Lampridae.
AUGUGCGGCAUGGAUGUGGACCUGGAUGAGAGCGGCUCAGGGGAGGAGGAGAAAGAGGAGUCGUUCUGGGUCGGGGAGGGGGUGAAGAUGUUGCCUCCGCCCGUGGCUCACAGCGGGGGGAGCGCGUGGGGCAGCCGCAGGGGCAGGUGUGGCUGCGUGGCCUGCGGCGCGGGCCUGUUGCUGUGGAACGCCGGCGUGGUCCUGGUGAGCGUCCUGCUCCUGGCCGCGGUCUUCUCCGUGGUGCUGCUGCCCACGUUGGCGCUGCUCUACACCGGCUUCCUCUGCCACUCAAGGGUCCUGGACUCCCCAUCCGCGAUGUGCCGUUACCUUGACGAUAACAGCUGCUCCGCUCUCAUCAUCCUCGGCUUCGUGAUGAUGUCACCGCUGGUAGUCGUGGCAGCCGCCAUCUUCUGUGGGUUGCUGCGUAAAUUUCAGCUCCUGCUUCUGAUUCAGCCGAUGGCACGCGCCUGGUACCGUGGACGCAUUUGGGACUGGGCGGGCCACAUCCGUGCCUGGGUCUGAUACAGACGCAGCAGGGACGGGUAAGCAUGAGCGGGUCAACAGUCAGCAGAACGUCCGGCGUGGAGGAGUCGCUGCAUAAUCUGUUUCAGCCGUUGUCAGAAGUGACAUUUAGUUCCGAGGAAACCGUUUUCUUUUCAUUCUGUUGCUGGUUGAAUAAAGAAGUCCUUAC